This is a messenger RNA of Baudoinia panamericana UAMH 10762, 3196 nucleotides long. RefSeq lists its product as uncharacterized. Gene Ontology annotation, molecular function: metalloaminopeptidase activity; zinc ion binding; peptide binding. Gene Ontology annotation, biological process: proteolysis; peptide catabolic process. Gene Ontology annotation, cellular component: cytoplasm. Bases 89 to 3022 code for a protein of 977 amino acids. The record is from RefSeq and is a predicted model, not a curated record. The transcript has a single exon. Lineage: Eukaryota; Fungi; Ascomycota; Dothideomycetes; Mycosphaerellales; Teratosphaeriaceae.
GGCGGCAGCUCUUUUGCAUCGCCCAAGCUCCACCUGCAGCCUUCGAUUAGCCUGCUCACGAACGCUCUCCCGUAACUUGUAACUAUAGAUGCCACCUUUUCCUUCUGUGUUUGCAUUAGGCAGGUGUGCUCCGCAUAUCAGCACAUACGGUAACGUUGCAUCACAGUCUUUCCGCUGGCAGGCCACCUGUUUUACCCGACGAUCCUUCACUACUGCUGGCUUUGCACAUACAGCCUUUCAACAGUGUCCGGCGUUGCGUGACAACAGAGGCGACCUGAAUGCACGGUAUUCACAAGCAUCCGUGAUCAGAGGUCUGAACCAGAAUAACCAAGGUGGAAGAAGACAUUGCUCAUAUCAACGAACAAUGCACUGGCAUCAGCGCGAGGCAGAUAUUGCGGAAAGCAGUAUGGACAUUGAGAAAGGAAGAGAGGUGUUGCCGAAAAACGUCAAGCCAACGCAUUACGAUGUCACUCUCGAGCCGAACUUUGAGACCUUCAAGUUUGAGGGCAGCGUCACGAUUUCGCUUGACGUGAAAGAUGCGACGAAGUCAAUAACACUGAAUACCGUUGAUCUGGAGAUUCAUGAGACCAAGGUCUCAUCUGGGGACCGGACCAUCUCCGCAUCUCCAACUCUAUCAUAUGAUGAGGACAAGCAGACGACUAAGAUCGACUUCGAUCAAACUAUCCCUGGUGGGUCAAAGGCACAACUCUUCCUCAGAUUCACAGGCACCCUGAACGACAACAUGGUCGGCUUCUACCGAUCAUCAUACAAAGACCAAGACGGCACCCAGAAGUGGCUCGGUACCACGCAGUUUGAAGCAACCGACGCACGCAGAGCCUUACCAUGCUUCGACGAGCCUGCGCUGAAAGCUACCUUCACCGUGACCCUCAUCGCGGACCACAACCUGACGUGCCUCAGUAACAUGGAUGAGGCGAGCGUGAAGGACGUCGAGUCUCCCUUUACCGGCGCAAAGCGAAAGAUGGUGACGUUCAACAAGACGCCAUUAAUGUCUACCUACCUACUAGCGUUUAUCGUCGGCGAGCUGAAAUGCUACGAAGACAACAGCUUCCGGAUACCGGUGCGAACGUAUUUCACGCCUGACAAGCCCAUCGAGCAAGCCAGAUACUCUGCCGAGCUUGGCGCAAGGACGCUGGCUUUCUACGAGAAGGAGUUUGCGGCGCCCUUUCCCCUACCGAAGAUGGACCAGGUAGCCCUUCCGGACUUUGCGGCAGGUGCGAUGGAGAACUGGGGUCUUGUUACUUACAGAGAGAUAUAUCUGCUGUUCGACGAGAAGACAGGCAGCGCGAGUACCAAGCUACGCGUUGCGGAAACCGUGAUGCACGAGCUGGCGCAUCAGUGGUUUGGCAAUCUUGUAACGAUGGAUUUUUGGGACGGCCUUUGGCUGAACGAGGGCUUUGCGACGUGGAUGUCGUGGUACUCGUGCAACGCGCUUUAUCCGGAAUGGAAGGUCUGGGAGUCGUAUGUGCCGGAUACUCUGCAAGGUGCACUUAGCCUUGACAGUCUACGGAGUUCACAUCCGAUCGAGGUGCCUGUUGCUCGUGCGGACGAGAUCAAUCAGAUCUUCGACGAGAUCUCGUACAACAAGGGUUCGUGUGUGAUUCGGAUGAUAUCGAAGCACCUCGGCGAGGAUGUGUUCAUGGAAGGGAUUCGUCGAUACAUCAAGAAGCACGCUUAUGGCAACACCACUACGACGGAUCUGUGGGAAGCGUUAAGUGAUGCAAGUGGGCAAGACGUUGUAAGAGUCGCAGAACUAUGGACGAAAAGGAUCGGCUAUCCGGUCUUGUCGGUCAAGGAGGACGCUCAGAGCAAGUCCAUACAUCUGAAGCAGAACCGCUUCUUACGAACAGCAGACGUCAAACCUGAAGAGGACGAGACAAUCUGGCCUGUCUUCCUUGGCUUGCGCACGAAGGAUGGCGUGGAUGACUCAUUAACACUGGACAAGCGAGAAGGGACGUUCAACGUGCCUGAUAUGGACUUCUACAAGCUCAACGCCGACCACUCCGGCAUUUACCGAACCAGCUACCCUCCGGAGCGACUACAGAAGCUUGGAGAGAACGCCAAGGCCGGAUUGUUGACGGUGGAAGACCGCGCCGGCAUGAUUGCUGACGCAGGUGCUCUGACUUCUGCUGGCUACCAGAGCGCUUCAGGGGCGCUUUCGUUGUUCCAAAGCUUCAAUACCGAACCUGCAUUUGUCGUGUGGGACGAGCUUACUGCGAGAGUGGGCUCUCUUCGCUCUGCCUGGGUGUUCGAGGACGAGAGAGUCAAGGAUGCACUGAAGGCAUUUCAGCGUGAUCUGGUCAGUGGUAAGGCCCACGAGCUCGGCUGGACGUUUUCUGACAAGGACGGGCACAUCGAGCAACAAUUCAAAAGCCUACUCUUCGGCAGCGCAGCUUCUGCGGGCGACGAGAGGGCCAGGACCGCUGCUUUCGACAUGUUCGAGAAGUUUAUCGGUGGUGAUCGGUCCGCAAUCCAUCCCAACAUCCGCGGCGCAGUAUACUCCGUUGUGCUGCAAUACGGUGGCGAAAAGGAGUACGAUGCCAUUGUGAAAGAAUACGAGACGACCAAAGACACAGAAGAGCGCCUGUCCGCACUCCGCUCCCUUGGCCGAGCUAAGGAUGACAAGCUAAUCAAGCGAACCCUCGCCUACGCUCUUAGCAAGGCAGUCAAGGAUCAGGAUAUCUACAUACCCAUUGCCGGCCUGCGAGCGCACAAGGAAGGUAUUCAAGCGCUUUGGGCAUGGAUGAAGGAGAACUGGGAAGCACUAAAGACGAAGAUGCCGCCUUCGAUGACCAUGCUGAGUUCCGUCGUUAGUAUUGCCACGAGCAGCUUCACCGAGCAGCAGCAGUUGGAUGACAUUGAUGCGUUCUUCACGAAGGUUGGCACGAAGGGGUUCGAGAGGUCGCUAGCGCAGUCUAAGGAUGCCAUUACGGCGAAGAUUAAGUGGCUGGAGAGGGACAGGGGGGACGUGAAGGCGUGGUUGAAGGAGAAGAAGUACUUGUAGGCAUCUGAUUGUACUCUAAUCACCGCGUAAGACAGUCAUUACACUGUACAGAGACUCUCAAAGCACAUGUGAAUUAGACCUAACGGAGUGGGUAUCAGUGGUACAUGGAUGCAGAAGGAGAGGCAUGUUGGCGGACAUUCACACUAGGGCGGAAUUCGUGGCAGCGAUCGGUGA